Nilaparvata lugens (brown planthopper) is the source of this 2806-nucleotide messenger RNA. RefSeq lists its product as uncharacterized. Lineage: Eukaryota; Metazoa; Arthropoda; Insecta; Hemiptera; Delphacidae. Gene Ontology annotation, biological process: proteolysis. The transcript has 9 exons. The record is from RefSeq and is a predicted model, not a curated record. The coding region runs from base 710 to 2806 and encodes 698 amino acids. Gene Ontology annotation, molecular function: serine-type endopeptidase activity.
CAAAAUUUCAUUAUGUCAAGUUUUAAAAUAGAUUCUUGCGAAGCACGGGUUCUUGCUAGUAAUAUAAUAUAUAGAGGCAGGUAAAAAUUGAAAGAUCAUCAAUAGCCAAGAUUGUGGAAAGUUUUACAUCCAGGCACACCCAGUUACCAAACUUAUUAUGUAUAUUAUCAGAGGGCAAAAUAAAGUGAUUUUACACAGGUGUAUGUGGUGUUAUAUAUAUUAUUAUUGUAUGGUUUACAAUACACACUAAAACCCAGCUUUUCAGGAAAUGCAUGCUAUCACUGCUGUGGUGGAAUUUUCUAAUUUACUAAAGCCAGCAGAGAUUAGCUUAGAGGAAAUAAAAUUCAUAUUCAAGUACCGUAUUAUAAUUAUUUCUUAUUAUUUGAUUUCGGUCAUUAUUAAGAUGCAACGUUUUCCUGUACAGUACAAAACCUAUCACAGAAAGAAAGUAUUAAAAUUCAAAAAUAAAUAUUUUCCUUGCAAUAUUCAUCGAUAAGAAUUUCUUGAGGUGUCAAGAACGGAUAUGUUAAUUUGAACAAAAACAAAAACUGGAAAUGGAAACUUAUUUUGUACAUAAGAUCUCAGUUGUAUUUGGUCAGUGCACCGGUAUUAGCGUAAUAGGGUUAUCUUAUUAAAUCCAUAAUUUAUCAGUUAACACUAACAAAUCAUUCUUCAAAUAUUACUGUCUAUCACUUUUUCAUUUGAAAUCAUGUUUACAGACCACAGGUGCUUUGCUGUUAUUGUAUCUAUAAUUUCAGUUACAGGUGUGCUCUUUUCUGGACAAUGGUCAACAGCAAACUUAUCUGAGGAAGUUAUCAGAUCUAAACAAUCAAUUAAGACAAAAUCCUGCCAGAUUCUAUCGGCACCAAACACAAUCUAUUUCCAGAAGAAGUCAGGAAGCAACAAACAAAUUCUAACACCAAACACAGCAGUUGAUGGUAAUGCAGAAGUGGUGCACAUUGAGUGUGCUGAUGGAGCAAGAGAGAGUACCUCUUGGCAAGGAGAGCAUUACAUGGUCUGCUAUGAUGGGCAGUGGUACCCUCCCAAUAAUGUGUGCAUUAAGCUCUGUCCAGCAUGGAGCCUUCUGAACUCUGAGUUUAGUUGCACACUGAAUGAUAAGGCCGUAUCUUGUGAAAAGAACAUCAGAGCAGGCACAGUAGCCAACCGAACAUGCAAAUUAGGCUAUGUAGAGCAGUCCAAUGCUCCCCUGAGUAUUUGCAAAGAUGAUGGAGAGUGGAGCCAAAAUUAUCUUGAUUGUUUUACUGAUUGUGGUGAAACGGACCAUCAUUAUCAAUCAAAUGAUACUCAAUAUGAUACUUCAGUAGCUUUUCCUUGGAAAGCUGGGCUUUACAAGAAGAAGAGUGACUCUGAUGAUUUCGAAUUUAUCUGUAGUGCUACAUUGGUAGAAACACAAUACCUUCUAACAGCCGCUCGUUGUGUGACUGAUAGCAAUGGAACUGUUAUAAGUGGUGAAUUGCUAAGAGUCGGAUUGGGAAAGAGUUACAUAGAAUGGAAUGAUCCUCGCGAUAUCCAUGCUCAGAAUUUGGAAGUGUACAGAGCAACAGACAAGAAAGAUCAUAAAGAACUAGCUGGAGAUGAAUAUUUAAAACUGAAUAAAUCGCUUGAAUUUCUCGAACCUUUGUCAAAAAUAUAUUUGAAAAGAGGAAUUGACCUGAGUUCCUUUGUUCGGCCAAUAUGUACUGUCACGAGGAAGCGAUAUACACUAGGAUUAAAGUAUACCCUGGGGGUAAUGGAAUAUGUGAAUGGAACGCAUCGCACAAUUUUAUCUGAAACAAGCACUGUCAAGGCAUCCAUUUUAAUAUUCCUGCAAUUUGGUAGUACACUUGGCAACUUAUUCGAAGUAUCCCACAUAUUUAAUAUCGUCACUAUGAACCAGUCUCCAGCUAACUCACAAAUUUCCUACUUUAGUGACCAUCCCCAAAACCCUAUGAACAUGACACCAACCGAUCAACAACCCCAGGAUAAUGCAGCGGAGACCCCACGGGAGAGAGAAGGAGGCAGUGUAUGCUCCGUCAACUUCGACCCACAAAACCUGGCCCAAUUGUCCUCCACUGGGAUUGAUAAAGCUGUCGACGCCAUGAAUACUGAUGAGAGUCCAGCUGGUGGAGAUGAGGGAGUGAGGGCGUCCAACCCGGUACCGACGUCUCCACAGACCGCUCCAAGCAUCGCCGAGGGAACAGAGAAUGCCGCCACUCAAUCGCCAUCCGAUGUGGCCAGCCAACUGUCAUCUGUCACCACCAACCUGGGAAAGUGCAAUACUACAUUAGACUCUUCAGUCGGUUAUGCUACCAAUCAUAGGAUGAACGAUUCCUAUAGUGAAUUUAAGCUCAUGCUCAACCAAGUCAUGGCGGGAUUGAUGAAAGAUAUACAAGCAAGCCAGGAUAAAGAGGCAGAAAAUAUCCUAGAAAUCAUCAAAGAAAAUAUCCAAGAAAAUAUCAAAACGGUCAGGCAGGAUGUCAAAACUAUAGACAAAAAAUUUUCUAGCUUCAAGGAGGAAAUGAAAAAUAUGAUAGACAUUAAAAUAGAUAUGCAAUCUACCAUUAUAAAAGAAUUAGAAACCCGUAUAGAUGAAGUCACCUGUCAAGUGAAUGAGCGGUUGGAUGAGCUACCCAAAGAAAUUGAAAAACAAGUAGGCAUAUUAGGCAAGGAGCUAAGUACCACUAUCAUGGGAGUCACAAUGGAGAAAGUAUUGGAAAAUAAAUGCGUCUCGUUUGGGUAUGGCGGGUUCACAGUGGACUGUAAGAGCGGUCUCCUCGUUCUGGUAGGCGGUAACACGUUCAGAUAA